Molecule: messenger RNA, 5808 nt
Organism: Schistosoma bovis
Lineage: Eukaryota; Metazoa; Platyhelminthes; Trematoda; Strigeidida; Schistosomatidae
Source: the annotation of a GenBank genome assembly
AUGGAAGAAAAGCUGAGAGGUUAUAUGAGUUUGUUUGCCUCUUACUGCUCCGAGGUAAAUGCUGUCAAAUGUAAGGAGGAGGAUUUGCAGUUUUUGAGAGCAAACGUUAAAAAAAUCAGCCCACUGUUAUCUUCGAGUAAUAAGUGUCGGAAAAUGCUCUUUGAACAUGAAUCUUACGUUAGUGACUUUUCCUUCGCACUUCAAUUUCUCAACGACAGGGUCCUUAGGACACAAAUUGUACUGAUUCUUUCCAAAUUGGUGAAAAAAUCUACGCCUCAAUUCCGGAUCACAAUGUUAAUACAAAAAGGGAUUACUAGAGCUCUAUUUCAAGCUCUUUACAUGGAAUACUCUGAAGAAACUCCAAAUGUUGAACUUUUAUUAAAAAUACAUCAGUUACUCUGUCGUCUUGGUCCGAUGGAUAAACGUUUUGGUAUUCGAGCAAGAGUGAGCCAUUGUAUUCCAAUUACAAUCCAUCUUCUAAGAAUUCAAGUUGCUCUAUUAAAUUCAUCCAUACGUACAACUCCUUCUAAUUUUUAUAAACAAUUAAAGAAUCUAUCCAAUUUCAAUUUCUGUUAUUCAACAAUGAAUUCAAAUUCUUUUCAAAAUAAUAUUAAACAUCUUCAUACUAUAAAUGAAAUGUUACGUCAUCAUCGUCAUCCUCCCCAUCAUCAUCAUCAUCAUUAUGUAACUAUGCCAACCGUUUCAUCCAUUAUACAACAUAAUUUAAAUAUUAUUUUACAUAUGAUUUAUUUAUAUAUAUCAGAUAAUGGUAAAACAAAUUCAUACUUAUUAGGACGUAAUGGUGUUGUAAAACUUUUAAUACAAUUAAUUACUUUAUUAUCUGGACUUUAUAUAUAUCGUACAUCAUCUAUUAUGAAUUCAUUAUUAUCCUCAUCGUCCGCAGCAACAACACCACCACCACCGGCCGCCAGCAACAACCACAACGGAUUGGUGAAAUCUCUUGAUCAUAAUGAAAAUCAAUCAUUUCUUGAAUUAUUAACAGAAUAUGGUUUACAUAAUAAUCCUGAUUUAAUGAAUUCAAUUCUAUCAUUAAUUACAUCUAAGCCUACAUUGAUUGCUAUUGGUGUAAAGCGUAAUAUUCAUUUACUUCGUCUUCUAGUGAAUACAUUAUAUUGUCUUACUAAAUAUAAAAAUAAUGCUGUACGUGCUAACAAUAAUAAUGCAGUCCCAUUACUAUUGGAUUUAUUCCUUGAUAUACAUCGAUGUGAUUUACAAUGGCGUUGGAUUGAUCUACAAAAAAGCUUGUUGAAUUGUUUAAAACUAUUGACAGAAAUAAAUUCUGGACGUAAAGCUUUAAUUAAAUAUAAUGGAUUUCAUACAUUAUAUGCUAUUUGUAUUGGUUAUAUAGGACCUGAUCCACUUAAUCGAACUAAACAUGUUAUCUUAUCAAAAAUUAUUUCACAAUAUAAAACUGUAAAAUCUUCUACUCAUCAUAAUGAACAAAUAGAUCCAAAUAUUAAUCAAUAUAAUCAAUUACAUUGUAAAACACGCUUAGCAACAAGAACAACAACAAUCAUGGAUACUGUUGAUAGAACAUAUUCAUCAUUAAUAAAUAAAAGGUUACAUAUAGAAAAUGUAUAUUCUAAUAAAGAAAAUAUUGAUUUGUCAACUUGUUCAUCUUCAAUUUCAUCGACGAUCAAAUCGCCAUCAUCAUCAUCAGCAGCAGCAGAAGCAUCAUCACUAUCAUCAUCAGUAGCAACAGUAGCAGAAGCAUCGUCAUCAUCAUCAACUUUAUCUUCUUAUAAAACUAUCUGUAGAAAUGUGAAUCAACUUGAAAUGGAUAAAUCGUACAUCUUUGAUAAUGAUCCAAAUAGAAUUCAUAAACAAUAUCGAAUAUAUUCUGAUCCAAUUAAAAUUCUAAUACAAAUAUGUAUAUUAUUACGUCGUUGUAGUCCAAGAUACGCAUCAUCGGCUUCGUUGUUACGUCGCAAUUCAGAGCCACUGAUUCAAAAAGAUAAGUCCACUUCACCUGGAAUAGAAAAAUCCAAUACUGCCAAAUCUAAACUUCAUCAACAAAUAUCUUGUUCAACUAAUAUUUCAAAUAUGAAAAAGAAGUCAUGUGGAACUUCACUCCUACACAAAUCUUCCUCUAUUCAUGAUGAUGAUGAUGAUGUAACCAACAAUCGAAAAUCCUCAUCACAACAAAUGAAUUCAAUUAAUUUUAUAAUGAAUAAUCCAUUUAUUGGUGUAACAUCAUCUAAUGAUUCUAAAUUAUUAUUAUCCUUAUGCAACACUACUACUACCGAUACUACUACUACUACUACUACUAAUAGUAGUAGUAAUAAUAAUAAUCCCAAGGUUAUUCGGAAGAAAUCCAUUGAUGAUCGGAAACAAUUAAUCAAUGUUAAUAAUAAACGAAUUACAACUAAAUUAAAUCAAUCUUAUUACUAUGAAGUUAAUUCUCUCAUUAAUAAAAGGGUACCUAAAAUCACCAAUAUGAAUUCCAAAAAUCUUCAUAGUAAAUCAAUAAACGAUCUGUAUACAAAUAACCAGGUAUACAAUAAUUCAUCAAUAGACACAUUCAUCAGUCAUUCUUGUACAGAAUUAGCAAAUACACAACAAUUGAAUAAAUUAUGUCGUAUACAGAAACUGAAGAUUCUAAGAAGAGGAGAAGAUGAGAAUUCGAAUCAAUCUGAGAAGCAACAGGAUUUCAAUGGUGCAAAAAGUGAUAAAUUACCCGUUACCGGUGACAAAUUUACUUCAUAUCAACAGAUUAGUUCAUCUAAUACAUCAUUAAAAUCACCAGAAAUAUUCGAUAUAAUUGAACAGAAUACUCAGAAUAUUGAUGGUGAUGGUGUUGAUGACAAUGACGAAGAAGAAUCGGAAGACGAAGAUGACAACGAUGAUGAUGAAGAUCAUGAUGAUGAUGAUGGUGCUAAUGUAAUUGGACACGAGGAUGCCACAACAACUAAUCAACGAUGCACAUUUAGUGAAUUAAUUUCAAGUCAUUUAAAAUUUUUUCCCGAAUGGUUUGAUCUACCCAAUGAAAUACCAAAUAGAUUGAUGAAAGAACAAGUUGAAAAACCAUUGGAUAUGAUGAAUUCUGUCAAUUGGCCUUAUGAAUAUAACUAUUCUAAUGGUAAUAUAACCAUACAUCCUCCUACCAAAGAUAAUACUACUUUGGAAUAUUAUUAUUUUGCUCAAAGAGUAAAAAGUUUAUUACCAUUUAAAAUCAUAGCUUAUCCUGAUUUAAUUGAUGCACAUGGAUCAAUUGAUUGUGAACCAUUUUAUUCAACAGAUCAAUUAAUUGAAAGAUAUUUUAAUCAACAAUCAAAUCUAUCCAAUGAUAAUAUGACUACUUCAUCUUAUUGUAAAAAUAAAUUAUCCCAAGUUACAUCAACUGUUAAUGAUAAUGCGAAUGAUGAUGUGGAUGAUGAUGAUGAGGAGGAGGAGGAGGAGGAGGAGAAGUGUGCUCAUUUAUCAAAUGUUCAUGAAGCUGAUGGCUCCACGAAUUCGAUCAUCCAAACGAACUCAUCUAUAAACAAUCUAAACAAAACUUCUAAAUCAGUUAAAUUAAAUAAAACUAUGAAUAAAUCAUCAUCAAAUAAUAAUAAUAAUCAAUCAUUCCAUAGACCAUUUAAUAUAUCUGAUAUACCACAUAUAGAAAUACUUGAUGAUCUAAGACGAUUUAUUGAAUCCAAUGAUUUAAUCAAUCGUGUUGUAUAUGAUAUAGAUGAAUUAAUUAAAUCUCAAUACCAAUCAUUAUCAUCAAAACAAAUUCAUCAAUCUCAGGAGGAGGAGGAGGAACAGCGUCGACGACGACAACAACAACAAGAACAAGGUCAACAUUCGUCAACAUUGAAAAUGAAAUCAAAUAAACUUUUAUUAAAUAGUAAUUUAGAACAUAAUGUUAGUGAUACAAUUUCAGAAGUCUCAACUAAAUCAUCCAAAAUGAACGUUCUAUCAUCAACAGUUAUGUCAACUUCUUGUGUACAAAUAAUGAAUAAUGAUCAUACUGUAGAUAAUAGUUCGAUAGAUAGUACAAAGUUGACAAGUAAUAAUCAUCAACAGGAUUAUCAUUGUCCUUCUUCAACUAUAUCAUCUUCAUUGGAUAACUUUAACAUAACGAAUCAUGAUGAACUAUUGAUUGGUCAAUUUGACGCUGAAAAAGGUCAUUUAGAGUUUGAAUCUCGUUUCGAAUGUGGUAAUUUGAGAAAAGCAAUUCAAGUUCGUCAAUAUGAAUAUGAUUUAAUAUUAAAUCCUGAUAUUAAUACAACUACUUAUUUACAAUGGUUUUAUUUUCGUGUAUCUAAUAUGCAAUCGAAUAUUUCAUAUCGUUUCAAUAUUAUUAAUUGUGAAAAAGUCGAUAGUCAAUUUAAUGCUGGUAUGCAGCCUCUUCUUUUCUCAGUUCAUGAAUCACUUCAAUCUCAUCCAUGCUGGCGACGUGUUGGUUCAAAUAUUAUUUAUUAUAGAAACUAUUUUACUCGACCGUCAACUCGUAAUGUGGAUGGUGGAACGUAUUAUACAGCUACAUUCACGAUAUGCUUUCCAUAUACUGGCGAUGUCUGCUAUCUUGCUUAUCAUUAUCCAUAUACCUAUACACGUUUAUUAACUGAUUUAAACAAAUGGCAAAAUAAAAUAUUAAACCAACCAAACAAUAUUUACUUUCGUAUUCAACAGUUAACUUCAACUAUCCUCUCCAAUCCAGUCCCAUUAAUUACAGUAACACAAACUUCGGACUCUUCAGAUGAAUCUACAAAUAUCAAUAAUCAACGUCCAUACAUCAUUCUUACAUGUCGUGUACAUCCAGGUGAAUCAAAUUCUAGUUGGAUAAUAAAAGGUUUAAUAGAACAAUUAUUAUCUAAUGAUAAUAUGAAAAUCAAUGAAUUACGUAAAAUGUUCAUUUUUAAAAUAAUCCCCAUGUUAAAUCCUGAUGGUGUCAUUGUUGGAAAUCAUCGAUGUUCAAUAUCUGGCAAAGAUUUAAACCGUCAUUGGAUUAAUCCAUCAUCUUUAAUUCAUCCAACUAUUUAUCAUACUAAAAUGUUAAUGGAACUUCUUACAUUUUGUGAACGUUCACCUUAUAUUUUCAUUGAUUUCCAUGGUCAUUCACGUAUGAAGAAUAUUUUCUUAUAUGGAUGUAGUUCCAUUGAAUCAUGGUUAUGUCCAGAUAUAAAAAAUCCAACUUAUCGUGGUAUCAAUCAAUUAGAAGAUAAUUCAUAUCGUAAAUUAGCUGAUAUAUUAAAUCAAUUAUCACCAUAUUUUUCAAAACAAUCAUGUUUAUAUAUGGUUAGUAAAGCUAAAGAGACUACAGCACGUAUAGCUGUUUGGCGACAAUUCAAUGUAGUACGCUCUUAUACAAUUGAGGCUUCUUAUUGUGGUAUUCACCGUAAAUGGUAUGAUAAUCAGUUAAUUCCAAGUAAGAUACAAGAAAAACACCAACAAGAAGAUAAUGAUAAUAGAACAAUAAAAGGAAAACAUUCAAAUGAAUCUGUAGUAGUUAUUGAACAUCAAAUAAGACCAAUUGAUUUAAUGAAUUUUGGUUCUCAAUUAUUAAAUGCAUUUUUAUUGUUAUCAGAAGAAGAAACAACAAUAUUGAUGUCAAAUACAAAUAAAACAGUUUCAUACAUAUCUUCAUCACCAUCUUUAAUGACAUCUUCAAUGUCAUUAUUCAAUUAUGGUGAAGAUGAUACUGACGUUUACGAUGAUGCUGAUGAAAAUAAUAAUGAUAAUAAUAACAAUCGUAGUAAUGUAAAUGAGAAACCUAAAAUAUCUUCCAAAUUACAUUGUAGUAAAAGAAAAUAUCAAUCUAAGUUAAAGAAGUUGAAAAAACACAAACAAAAGUCAUAA